Ichthyophthirius multifiliis is the source of this 1297-nucleotide messenger RNA. RefSeq names its product protein kinase domain protein. Gene Ontology annotation, molecular function: ATP binding; protein serine/threonine kinase activity. Gene Ontology annotation, biological process: protein phosphorylation. The record is from RefSeq and is a predicted model, not a curated record. The transcript has 2 exons. Lineage: Eukaryota; Ciliophora; Oligohymenophorea; Hymenostomatida.
AUUAUAUAUUAUAUAGAAAAUUGUCAAAAAAUGAAAAAAAUCUAAAAAAAUCCUAUAUAUUAAUAAUAUUGCCAAGAUUAUUUAAAUUAUUUGAAUGAAUAGGAUUAGAAAUCAGAAUAAGAAAAAAAAAAGUCCCCCAUUUCCAUAAACUCAUUUUAUUUACUCAGUAUAAUUGGAAAAGGAUCAUAUGCCAAAGUAUCUUUAGUCCGAAAAAAAGAUGACAAUUAAAUAUAUGCUUUAAAAGCUAUAAAAAAAUCUCUUAUUGAAGCAAAAAAUUAAAGGGAACAUGUAAUAGCUGAAAGAAAUAUACUCUAAUAAGUUGAUAAUUAAUAUAUAAUAAAAAUGAAAUACGCAUUUUAAGAUAAAAAAAAGCUUUUUUUUGCUCUUGAAUUUUGUCCUGGAGGAGAACUAUAUACUUUGCUAUCCACAAAAAAACAUUUAAAUGAGCAAUAGUAAAAUCUAUAAAAUAUAAUAUAUAAAAAAAUAUAAAAAAGAACUAAAUUCUACGCUGCUCAAAUGGUAAAAGCCCUUUAAUAUUUACAUAGUAGAAAUAUUAUAUAUAGAGAUUUGAAACCUGAAAAUAUACUCAUAGAUAAAGAUGGUUAUAUAAAGUUAACGGAUUUUGGAUUAUCUAAAAUGAAUGUUACGGACUAGCAAACUGCUACUUCCUUAUGUGGAACUCCUGAAUAUUUAGCACCAGAAAUAUUAAAUAGAUAAGGACAUGGCAAACCUGCAGAUUGGUGGACUUUAGGAAAUAUCAUCUAUGAAAUGAUAACAAGUUUACCUCCUUUUUAUCAUUCAAAUAGGAAUAUUUUAUUUAAAAAUAUAAGAGAAAUGUAACCUUAACCCCAUGAAAGAAUUCAAGGUAAUUUAAAAAACCUUUUGACUGGUUUACUUGAAAAAAAUUCUAAUAAAAGACUUGGUACUAUUGAUGGAGCUAAAUAAAUUAUCGAUCAUCCAUGGUUUGCUGAUUUAAGAUGGGAUUUGUUAGAAAAAAGAUAAAUUGUACCUCCUUUUAUUCCCAAGUUAGAUAGUGAAAUAGAUAUUAGAUAUAUUGACUCAGAGUUUAAAGAUUUACCUUUAUAUUCACCUACUGAAGAAAAUGCAUAUUCUGUAGAAUAAUAUACAAGUAUUUUUUUAAUAUAAAUGUUUAUUUAUUGAAUUUUAUAUAUUUAGAAUUUACUGUUGAUUCGCCUAAAUAAAAUAUAAUUAAUAGUAUGAAUAGUGAAAAAAUAUAUGAUUCUAGUCAUAAUGAAACUAACAAAAUAGAAAAUUCUGAGUUUUUGUAUAUUAUGGA